Messenger RNA from Hibiscus syriacus, 744 nucleotides. Its product is annotated as 16.9 kDa class I heat shock protein 1-like. The record is from RefSeq and is a predicted model, not a curated record. Bases 97 to 732 code for a protein of 211 amino acids. The transcript has 2 exons. NCBI's taxonomy places the organism in Eukaryota, Viridiplantae, Streptophyta, Magnoliopsida, Malvales, Malvaceae.
CCAUUUAUAGAUCAGAUCAGAAUUGCAGACCUUGAUUGUUUUACUAGCGUCAUCAGUAAAAGAAAGCAGCAAUUUGCUUAAUUCUUGACAUAUCAAAUGGCUGAUGACGGUGAUCAAAGACACUCCGGCAACCGUGUAGCUCAGAAGUUUGAGCCUUCCUCUGAUUGGACUCAUGACGACAAGGCCAGUUAUCUCUUGGUUGAUCUUCCUGGUUUUAAGGAGGAGCAGCUGAGGCUUGAGCUUGCUUCAUCCGGUCAUAUAAUCAUCAGUGGAGAAAGAAUAGUUGAUGACAACAAAUCCUUGUAUUUCGAGCAAAGCUUUCCUUUGCCUGAUAAUUCGGAUACCGAUAAGAUCAACGGUAAAUUCGAUAGCGAUUUUCUCCACAUUAUGGUGCCGAAGCUAUCGGUUGCGGAAGAAGAAGACAAGGAGCAGAAGAUAAGCGAUGAACACCACGCUGGUGACAUGAACCAAGGUGAUCGAAAUCAAAGCAAACACGAAGAUCAUGAGCAGCGGUACAGUGGCGAAGAGGUCGAUGAAGCCACCAAAGGAGAGACGACCGGAAAGGAGGCUAGCCGAGUUGCAAGCUUUCCCAAAGAGAUGGUGAAGAGAUGGGAAGGAGGUGAAGGUCCAUUAGAGAUGGCAAUCAACUUCCUUAUGAAAAAUAAAGGGGCCGUUGUUUCUGUUGUUAUUGCAUUUUCUGUUGGGGUUUUCAUUUGUCGAACUUUUGAUUGAACCGAGUGGACA